This is a messenger RNA of Coturnix japonica (Japanese quail), 2348 nucleotides long. It is a transcript of the gene IL17RC, whose product is annotated as interleukin 17 receptor C. Gene Ontology annotation, molecular function: interleukin-17 receptor activity. Lineage: Eukaryota; Metazoa; Chordata; Aves; Galliformes; Phasianidae. The record is from RefSeq and is a predicted model, not a curated record.
GAACGUCUCCCCGUGUCGCUUUCUCCGGUGCUUUGGGGCUGCGCUCACCCCAGGGCACUGCGGGAGCUCGGCCUGCGACAUCGGUGCGGGGCAGAGCGGGGCAAGGCCCCACCCCGGGGCGGUCCCGGGAACCCGGGAGCGGAGCAGGAAGCGGGAGGCGGCGGCGGUGGCGGCGGCGGGGCCCGUGGGCUGGAAACGGGGCCGUGGGGCCGGGGCCAUGCGGUGCCCCGGGGCCAUGCGCUGCCCCGGCCCCACCGGGCGCGCCCCGGUGUUCCUGCCGGUGCUGCUGGCGCUGCUGGCGGCGGGCGGGCGCGGGGCUCCCCGUGACACCGUACUGUGCUCGCAGGGCCUCGCCUGCCGCCUGCUCGACUCCGACGUGCUGUGCGGGAUGGAGCCCGCGGCGCCGGGCCCGGGGCUGGAGCUGCUGGGGCUGCGGCUGGAGCCGGAGCUGCGCUGCGCGGGGCCGGGCGGCUGCUCGCCGUGUCUGCAGGCCCGGCUGCGCCUGGGCCUCGAGCCCGAGCGCGGCGACGGUGACGCGGGGACCGCGGCCUCGGCCCGGCGCGACGGCUCCGCGCUGCUGCUGCUCUCCGGACACGGGUUCGCCUCGUCCCGCUGCGUGGCCGUGCAGGUCCGCGCCUCCUCCGCCCCGCCCGGCCGGCGCCUGGGCUCCGUGCGGUUCCGCUGCUUCGAGGCCCCGCUGGGCUCCGAGCUGCACGUCACCGCCUACAGCAGCGCACGCGGCCGCCGCCGGCUGAGCCAGAGGCAGCGGCUGCCAGACUGCUCGUGGCCCGCAGCACGCGCCGCCAUCCCGCAGUGCCGAGUGCCCAGGCUGCAGGUGUCCCCGGGGCUGACGGCGGUGCUGGUGGAGGUGCAGGUGGCCACGACGGAGCUCAACUACACCCUGCGGCUCUACCACAACCACAGCCACGGCGCCGGCGGGUCGGGACGCGCAGUGACGGCGAGUGGGCCCAUGAACUACAGCGUGCCACUGGAGGAGGUGCUGCCCUGCCUCUGCCUGCAGGUCUGGCCAGAGAUCCAGGACCCGCUGCGGGCCACCCUGUGCCCCUUCUCCCAUGAUGCAGCAGCGUGGGAGCGACUGUGGGAGCAGACCCAGCUGGUGCUGCACGAUGUGGGGCAGACAUUCACCUGCUCCAUCUCCGCACCCUGUGAUCUCCCAGCUGAGCUGGUGCCCUGCUGGAAACCAGCACCUACUGCACCGUGCCAAGCCCUGCCCAGCCUGCAGCAGCCUGUCACCGGGCAGGGACCACAGGAGUUCCAAGCGCUGCAGCCACACCACAAUCUCUGUGUGCAGGCAAGGAGCAGUGGGAAGGUCUGGCUGACACAGUGCCUGCGGGACGGUGAGCAGCCAGCAGUGCUGCCUGGCUAUGCAGACGACAUCCUGCUGAUGGAGCCUGGAGGGAACGCAUCACUCUGUGCCCUGCAGCGAGGCAACUGCACGCCGCUCUCCAGCUUCACUGCCAUGGGGACCGGCCAACCGGGGCUGCUGGAGCAGCAGCUGCAGGAGGACGUGGCAUCGGGCCAGUGUAUGCAGCUCUGGCGUUCUGCAGACGGCAGCGGGGUCACGCUGUGGGCUUGUCCCAUGCACAAAUACACACGUGCCCGCUGGGCGCUGGCCUGGCUGGGAGUGCUGCUGUGUGCUGCCUGCAUCCUGCUGCUGCUGCUGCUGAAGAAGGACGACGUGAAGGGUUGGCUCAAGUCGCUGCGCGCUGGCUGUGGCUGUAAUGCCCCGCUGCGGGGUCGCCGCUCGCUCCUCCUGCACGCAGCGGAGCCGGUGGCGGAGCGUGCAGCCUGUGCCAUCGCGGCAGCGCUGCGCCCCAUGGGGAUGUUGGUGGUGGCGGCGCCGGGCGGUGGCAGCGGGGUGGCGGCGUGGGGGCCGCUGCCGUGGCUGCACGCCGUGCACCGCAGGGCGCUGCGGGGCGGGGAUACCAUCGUCCUGCUGCUGUCCCCGGCGGCCGAGGCCGCAGCCCGGCGGUGGGAGGAUGCGGCCCGGGCUGCCCCGACGGCUGGGGACGCUCCCGGCUGCCCCGGUUCCCCGCACGAUCCCGGCGACGAGGUGCAGCCGUGCGAAGCGUUCGCCGCCGCGCUGUCCUGUGCCGUCCCGGCGCUGUCUGCGGGCACCGGGCGCUACGUGGUGGCCCGCCUGGACCCCGCGCUGUCGGUGCCCCACGUGCUGCGGGCAGCCCCGGCCUUCCUGCUGCCCGGCGAGGCCGUGGGCUUCCUGCGGGCGCUGUCGGGGCGGCGGCGCUGCCGGCUGGAGCGACACGGGGCCGCCGUGGCCGAGAGGCUGCGCCGGGCGCUGGGGGAAUAAAGAGCGAUGCGGCCCCGAG